AUGCUGCGCUGCUACUUCGGCGGGUCGCCAACAAGAGCAGAUCAUACUGCAUCAGGGAACUGCAAUCUUUCUGCUGCUGGUGGUGGUGCAAUCGUAGUUGACGCCGAGGAUAUGUCAUGCACGCUCAAGAUAGCGGGAUACUCGAGAACCAAGGCGCUGCUCGAGACCGGCAAGUGGGCAACAUCUACCCCUUUUCGUGUUGGAGGCCAUGUUUGGACCGUGCGUUAUUGCCCAAACGAUGAUGCCGAUUUCAUGUCUAUUUACCUAGUUCUUGAUUCUGAGGGUGCCAAUAAGGAUGUCAAGGUGAGAUGCAAGUUCAGUGUGCUCGACAAGGCCGGGGUGCCAGUGCCUUCUCUCAGCCGUGCCUACAAGUCCAUACAGACCUUCACGCCAAAAGAUUCCACCUGGGGCUACAGCAAAUUUAUCAGCAAGGCGGAUUUGGAGGGGUCGCCGCAUGUCAUAGACGAUUGUUUCACCAUCAGAUGCGAUGUCACCGUCUUGAAGGAGAUCCGUUGCGAGGAAAUUACAAAGCUUAAACGACGGUUUGUAGUGGUUCCUCCGAGCAACAUGUGCCGGGACCUCGGCGGCCUCCUCGAGAGCAUGGAUGGAGCCACUACAGAUGUCGCCUUUCACGUCGGCGAGCAGAAAUUUUCAGCGCAUAGGUCCGUGCUCGCUGCUCGGUCCUCCGUCUUCAAGGCGGAGCUCUUCGGCUCCAUGAUGGAGAAUGCCGGUGAUCCGGUUGAGAUCGGCGAUAUGGAGAGCGACGUGUUCAAGUCAUUCUCAUUGCUGCAUUUCAUAUACACUGACGACUCACCGCCUGAGAUGACCCGUGAAGACGUGGUGAUGGCUGGCCAUUUACUCGUUGCGGCUGACAGGUACGAUGUUGAGAGGUUGAAACUGAUAUGCGAGGACAAGUUGUGCACACACAUUGACUCCGACAACAUGGCGACUAGCUUAGCUUUAGCUGAACAACAUAGUUGCCCUGGACUAAAGGAAGACUGCUUUGAGUUCCUUGCCUCUCCUUCCAAUUUUUAGGCUAUGGUGGCAAGUGAUGGUUAUGAGCAUCUGAAGAGCAGUUGCCCGUCCGUUCUCAAGGAGCUGAUUGCUAGAUUCUUACCCGCUGAGCUAAAAGCGGCCAAGGAUAUCAUCAUGAAAUUCUUAGUACCCCACAGCGUGUGA
Molecule: messenger RNA, 1179 nt
Organism: Aegilops tauschii subsp. strangulata
Lineage: Eukaryota; Viridiplantae; Streptophyta; Magnoliopsida; Poales; Poaceae
Source: RefSeq, a predicted model, not a curated record